UCCCUGAAUCUGCACAGUUGGAUGUUAAAUAGGAGAAUUGAGUGUUGAAAUAUGAGAAGUCGAUAUAAAGGUAUUCGGAGUUCCUUCAAAAGUUCGAAAUCAAGGAAUCUCUGUCCUCGACCAAUUGAGCAACAAAGUAUCGUCAUAGAAGCUAAUCUUGCUGCAUCUGUGGCGUUACUAUACAUUUUAAGUUUUGAAAAGCACGAUGUAAAAUCCAUUCACAAAUAAGUUGUACUGCUGCCAUAUUUGUGACAAAAUAUUUAUGUAGAUGCAUGAUUGCCUCUGCGCUUCUUUUUAAAUUAAUUAAAUUAAUUUUAAACAAAAUUUGGCCAUGUUCGGCUAGAUCUAGACUUAUCUCCAAAGAUAUUAUAUUCGAUUACUUUAAAAAAUUGUUUAAUAGGCAAGUUUAAAUAGCACCUUGAAGAGCUAAUUUAUUCGAGAAAUCCUCUGAAAUUUUGUUUGAAGCAUUUUUCCGCACCACGUAAGCACCUACGCUCCAAAACAAUGCUGAUUUUGUAUCACCCAAUUUAUUCAAAGCAUUUUGAGUGGUAUAAAUCCUAUACAAUACAAUAUUCAAUUAAUAGAAAUGACAGAUAAAAUAUGUAAGCUAAGACAUAUUUAAUAAUAAUAAAUAUAUAAACAAAUAAAAAUAGGUUGAUGAAUAAGUCAUAAUUUUGUUUGUUAGCGAUAUCCAUAAUCCAACCCCCAUAAAAUAUGCUGAUAAGUUAAUAUUAGCGUUUGUAUUGUAAUAAUUUGAUAAUACUAUCGAUUAACAAUAGUUGCAUUUCAAGGGCUGACUUUUAACAUCAAUUAUUUGCACUUGACUGGAUAAAAUGCCGUAGAAUCGUCUUAACCCGUUAUACAUAUACUCUCACUUGACGUCACAGCCGACCACCACGUACUAUGAACAUAUAAACAUUUCAAGACGCUCAUCCCUAACUUCAACUACUACUUUUCCAGAUGGCGUCGUAGUAGCGAAGAUUAAAGAUAAACGUAGCAUUUGAAUAACAUAACCUAAUCUAAUAAUCAGUUUUGUUUAUACCGCCACAAAUAUACCGCUUUUCAUGAAAACAAAGAUCUAAAGUGUCGGUAUUAGUAUUUGUUAUCGUGUACUAAGGGACAUACGUUGUGAAAAAUGAGUGGACCACACCAGGAUCAAAACAGCAAAGCUGAAGUCCCCAAAAAUGAACCAAUUGUGGAAUAUGUAAUAGAGGACUCAUCGGAUGAAGAUGAAUCUUCAAAUCUCAAAGUUGGUCUUUUACCAGCAGCAUUAGAAGCGAUUAAACCAAAAUCAGCUAGAAACAAACUAGAAAACAAACCUACAAUUUGCAGCUUACUGAUAGGGGACCUUUCUCUCAAUUUAAAACCACAAAUGUAUAAAGGGAAAAUGUUUGGAUAUACUGAAGGAAUUGGCUCAUUACACCAAACAAAGAAGCUAGCAAGCAAAGCUGUGAUUUUUAUGGUAGUAUCACAUAAUGAGAACUGGAAAAUUCCCAUAGGAAUAUAUUUUAUACAUAAUCCAAAUAUUAAACACUUUGCGGAUACAAUAGAAGAAGCUUUGACAGCAUUGGAUGCCAUUGGAGUUGAAAUAAUUUCGAUCACAUUAAACUGCAUCAGUCCUCACUUGAACUUUGCUUUAGCAGAACAAUUAGGUGCUGAGAUUGAUCCUUCGAAGCCAAUAAAAUAUUUGAAACCAUAUUUUAUUCAAACUGGUACCGUCAAUCUGAUUUACAUCUUAUACGAUUUGGAUUCCAUUUUAUUGUUUUUAAAAAGGUUCUGGGCAGUAGAAAGAGUGCUAAGUUAUAACGGUCAAGUUUUGGGCUUCUCAUUCUGUUCACGUGUAAAAACAAUCGAAGAGACAGACUUUUGUGUCAAAAAGAAUCAGACUGACUGGAGAAUUAUCAAAAAAAGGGUAACUGAACGGUUAGAAUAUGAUAUUGAGACUAUAGGAAAAACAUUAGCAGAUGCAAUGGAAUACUUAAAGGAUGAAAAUCAUCCCGAAUUUACCGAAUGUGGUCCAGUAAUAAAAUUCAUUAGAGUACUAGACGUUAUCGCUCAAAUUGCUAGAGUUAAUGGUUCAGCUGAUGGAAUUAUUCCCAACAUUUCCAGGUCAAACGAGGAGGUUUGGAAACCUCUCAUUUUAAACUUAAUUCGUUAUGUGAAGGGUCUAAAGCAUCACACUGAAGAUACGCCAAAACAUUUAUCGUUGUUCAAAAUAUACACAACAGGCCUUAUAGUUUAUUUCACUUCCCUACUGAAGUUAUAUGAAAAGUAUGUCAACUAUUAUGACCAACGGUUGCCUUUUCUAUGGCCAUCAAAAUUUGCUUUAAAACAUAUUGCGCUGGAUAUUUUUACAAAUAAGCCAGACUCUGCUUUGUCCGUAUUCAAGAUAGUGGAAGCCAAAUCCAAAAAGCUAAUUUUUUCAGAUUUUUGAUAAUAUAUUUUUGCUAUAUAUACAGGCUGUUCCAUCAAUAUGAAAUCGUAUGAUUGCGUGUAAACUGCUGGGCGGACAGAAAAUAAAAACACCCUUUUUGAUUUUGUUGUCUCAUAAGCUAACAUUAUCUUCAAAUAUACAUGGAAGUUCAUGCCUUCAUUUGUAAAUUUUGCAUUAAAUAUGCAUUCGCUUUCUUUAUUCGAGAUAGCAAUUUUUUUAUUAUUCAGUUUUUAGAGGAACAAAUGUUUGUUGAAUUUGAAUUAUUUUGCUGAAAAUGAAAUUAUCAAAUUUAAAAUAUUUCAAAUGACUAAAGUUUUUUUUACUUCAAUUUAUUUGACAUUUUAUACUGUGUCUUUAGAUAUAUUUGUCUUAUUCCCAUUUAAUCAAUCAAAAUAUUCGAACUUUGUUUUUAACGAAAAUUUAAAGUAAUCUAAGAGCCGCAGAAAAAAUUUCAAGUUACGAAUUGAAUUAUUUUUUGUAAAACCAUUGAAUGCCUGUCAACGAUUUGAGCAACCAGAAUACAGAAAUGAAGAGAAAAUUUGGGUGUGGUGUGAAUAUUUGAGUGUAGUGGUUUUAUCAGACUAAUACCCAUCAUCCAUUUAGACGCCAUCAAACUAUUUCAUACUAAUAAGUAUCGUACAAUUAUGCAUUUAGUACUAAUGUUACCUGAAAAAUUAUUCUGUUGACAAACAAUUACUCGUUGAUUAAACUUAAUAAAUUGAAGAAAGGUAA
Molecule: messenger RNA, 3166 nt
Organism: Dendroctonus ponderosae (mountain pine beetle)
Lineage: Eukaryota; Metazoa; Arthropoda; Insecta; Coleoptera; Curculionidae
Exons: 10
Coding region: 1136-2434 (432 amino acids)
Source: RefSeq, a predicted model, not a curated record